AGUUCCGUCGCUGUUCGUCACAGGGAGUGUCUGUCUGUGUCUCAUAAGCGAUGUAGCGUCGCGUUCGGUCGCGUUUUUGUGGCUUAAAUGCUCGUGCUUUUGUUUAACAUAUUUUUUUUAGUUUCAUCUCUCCUCGAGGGCCCUUUACUCGUCGUAUAAGAUUCGCCGUUUUAAGUAAGCUCGAUAUCCACGUUCACGGCGAACGGUUUUCUCGCUCGAGUUUUAUCGAAACGCGCGUGGACGAGACGUCACCAAUUAACGUUGGAGGUGGUCAUCGUCAGGGAGUGUCUCUCACGAGCUCCGUUUCUCUGUCGGUUCCGUUGCACCUGCAGCGCAGUCGCGUUUCUUCAAUGUUGCGACACUCCCGAUCGCGAUUAAUAGGAGUAAUACUGUAACUUUUUUUUUUUUUCUUUUAAAUUGAAAAUCGUAAGAUGCCUGUCGUUGUUACUGUCGCAUAAGUUCGAAGAUAAGCCCGGAAUGAUGUCGCGUUUAUUAGCCACCGCGGCGUUCGCGCUGAUCCUCUCGCUUCCCGCGCUCGCGCAAAACAUCCGUUUCGGCGAGCAGCAGUUCUACGAGUGUCCCCAGCACUGGACGCGAUUCCAGGACUCGUGCUACCGCUUCAUCAAGAGCCCGCUGCGGCCGCGGGAGGACGCCCGCCGUAAUUGCCAGGCCUUCCAGAGCGACCUGCUCGCCAUCAACUCGAUGGAGGAGCACGGGUUCAUUCUCUAUCAGCUGCUGUGGCAGGAUCCGCAGCAUCGCCGGUGGUACACCGGCGUGAAGCUCCAGGGCGGCCUGUGGAUAAACGACGCCGACGGCACGACGAUGAUAAACAUGGACAACGCCUUCCUGCCCGAGCCCAACGACGGCGUGUUCGGCAGGGAUUACCUGGCGUACGCCUACUCCGACAAUCUCCAGCGCUGGGGGCUGGAGAAGGUCACCGGCCGGGACGAGCUGCUGUACAUCUGCGAGGCGCCCCUCGCCACUCUUCACAACCUCGUGGACGACGAUCGCACCUACCAGUACGGAGUCGACAUCGACAAUCCCCUUCAGAUACCCAGGGGCCCGUACUUCAUAAAGCAGCCCGUGAACAAGGUGUUCGACGUGUCGAAGAGACGAACGAACAACGACGUCUCGUUGAGCUGUUUGGCGGGCGGCUAUCCCACUCCCACUUACGAAUGGUUCAAGGAGGACUACGAGAACGAUCGACUUGUCGCGAGGAAAAUUGAUCCCCUUACGAACAGCCGGUAUACCGUGAGCGGCGGAACGUUGAUCAUCUACGAGCCGGAACAGACGGAAGAUCGUGGCUCGUAUCACUGCAAGGCGACCAACAAAUUUGGCACGAUUAUCUCUGAGAGCGUUGAACUGUCGUUCGGAUACAUUCUGGAGUUUAAUUUGAAACGUUCCGAGGAACGCGGAGAUAAUCAUUGGGGCAAAGCAGUUUACUGCGACCCGCCGCAGCAUUUCCCGGGUGUCAAGUACUAUUGGGCGCGCGACUACUUCCCCAAUUUCGUCGAGGAGGAUAAACGUGUGUUCGUCUCGCACGACGGUGCGCUUUACUUCUCCGCGUUGGAAACGAUCGACCGAGGAAACUAUUCGUGCAACGUUCAGAGCGUCGCAUCCGACACCGGACGUAACGGGCCAUUCUUCCCGUUGAGGGUGGACAUGCACUCCUCCUUCCAGCAGUUGAAGUUCCCUAAUAAUUUCCCAAAAGCGUUCCCGGAAGCACCGGUGGCCGGAGAAGAAGUUAGAUUGGAAUGCAUCGCGUUUGGAUACCCCGUUCCCUCGUACAAUUGGACGAGAAGGUAUUCCAUUCUUCCGCGUGGAGCGUACACGACAAAUUACAAUCGGGUAUUGAUAAUACCUCGCGUACACGUGGAGGAUCAAGGCGAAUAUAUAUGCCGCGCGUACAACGACAGACUGUCCAUCGAGAACUCCGUGCGAUUGACCAUACAAGCGGCGCCUAAUUUCACGAUCCCGUUGAUCGACAAGCAUAUGGAUAACCGGGGGGAUUUAACUUGGACCUGUGAGGCGUUCGGCAUACCGGACGUCACCUACAGCUGGUUCCGAAACGGCGAGCUCUUGUACAAUUAUACUCUGCCGCCUGAAGAUAGGGAUCGUUAUACUAUACAAGAUAAUGUGCUAAAUAUACGACAUCUGGAUCCUGAGAGGGAUCAGGCUAUGUACCAAUGCCGCGCGAAGAAUCAGCUGAAAACAACAUACUCGUCGGCUCAACUUAGAGUCCUGUCGUUGAAACCGUCCUUCAAGAAACGGCCGAUGGAAUCCGAGACGUACGCGGCGGAAGGAGGUAACGUCACGAUCGUGUGCAAGCCCGAGGCCGCACCCAGGCCGAAAUUCGUGUGGAAGAAAGAUGGGAACGUAAUCGGAUCGGGCGGCAGGCGAAGAAUUCUAGAGACUGGCAAUCUCAUCAUCAGCCCGGUGUCGCGAGACGACGAGGGAACGUACGUGUGCACAGCGACGAAUCAGUAUGGCAGCGAUGAAACUCGUGGACGACUGAUCGUGCUACGUGGACCACAAUUUAUUCAGAGACUGCCGCCACAGAUACUUCUGUACUAUAAUAAUAAUCUGACGUUGCGCUGCGUGGCGCACGUGGACGAAAUGUUGGAUGUGGCGUAUAUCUGGACGCAUAACGGUAUGCGUAUCCGUACUAAGGAUUUGGAGAACAAUCCGCGAUUGCGCAUCGGUGGCGAAUAUUUGGAUAUUAUAAAUGUCACAUUCGCUGAGGCCGGCGACUACGAGUGUAUCUUGAGAAGCGCCGUCGGCGAGAUAUCGAGCAAGCUUAAUCUGAUCGUGCAGGGACCACCGGGGCCACCCGGCGGAGUGCAGGUGGUGAACAUAGUCAGAACCUCAGCCACGUUACGGUGGACCGACGGUGCCUUGAACGGCAGACCGGUAUUCAUGUACACGAUCAGUGCGCGAACGAAUUGGAACAGCACAUGGUUUCCUCUUGUAGAAAAUAUUACGUCGGCUCUUGAAACGGAUAGAUACAACGGGCGAAAAGAGGCGUAUCUGGAGAACGUUCUGAAUCCUUAUACCACAUACGAGUUCCGCGUGCUUGCCUGCAAUGAAUUCGGCUACGGUCCGCCGUCAGCUCCCUCACCCCAGUACAGCACUCCGUCCGACAAGCCUACGAAAGCGCCGUCGAACAUCAGCGGUGGCGGUGGAAAAAUUGGAGAUCUCACGAUCACGUGGGAUCCGCUCAGUCCGUCCGAUCAGAACGGUCCUGAGAUCUAUUACAAGAUAUUCUGGCGUCGCAAGGGACACGACAAGGAGUUCCAGUCUCAAUCCCUCAAGGAAUACGGCAACGUCGGCAGUGCUGUCGUGCCGGUUCAACAGCAGUAUUACUACACGGAGUACGAGGUGAAAGUGCAAGCGGUCAACGUGAUGGGCGAGGGCCCGAUAUCCGAAAUCAUCACGGUGUACAGCGCGGAGGACAUGCCGCAGGUCGCGCCGCAACAAACGUUCGCCAUGAGUUACAACAGCACCAGCUUGAACGUCACCUGGCUGCCGAUCGAACAGACCCGCGAGCGAGUGCGGGGCAAGCUGAUCGGCCACAGGAUCAAGUACUGGAAGGAGAGUAUUCGCGAGGAGGACGCUACUUAUUACCUGUCACGCACCACUCGUCCUUGGUCGCUGGUCGUUGGAUUGCAGCCAGACACAUAUUAUUACGUGAAGGUGAUGGCCUACAACUCUGCCGGAGAAGGUCCGGAGAGCGAGCGGUACCUAGAGCGAACGUAUCGCAAAGCACCGCAGAAACCGCCGUCCUCGGUGAACGUGUACGGCGUAAACCCGUCGACGGUAAGGGUCGUCUGGCGUUACGUGCAACCGAGCCUGGAGGAAGAGCCGCUGAUCGGAUACAAGAUACGCGUAUGGGAGUUUGAUCAGGACAUGAGCACGGCGAACGACACGAUCGUGCCAGGCGGCGCCAAGCUGGAGGCCGACAUCAAGAACCUGAGCCCAGGCAAGACGUAUCGCCUGAGAGUGCUCGCAUUCAGCAACGGCGGCGACGGCCGGAUGUCGAGCCCCACUCAUACAUUCCAAAUGGGCGAUGCCGCAGCCUUUAGGAGCGACGCUGGGAGAAUCAAGUUCUCGGACGUCGCUCUGGGAAUAGUAUUCUUGUUGCUUUUACGAAUCUACAAUUAUGUAUAGUGUAAAAUAGUCACUAGUAACCGAAGGCUAUAAUGAUUAACGACCCUAAUUUCGUACAGUUCUCUUGAGCGGAAAAGCUAAAGGAUUUAACGGAGACUAAAACAAAUGUUGAAUGAGAUUUAACGAGAUAUUAGGUGUAACCCGAUGAAUCUCAGUUGGAUUAACGUCUUUGACGGGCUAAAUAUUAAAUCGCUACGUCAUUAGUGCUACUUAACGACGUAAUCGCUUCUGUUUUUAGCAUUUUAACAGCAAUGACUCUCAGCACUUAAGUACUUCCACGAUUAUUUUUUAAAGAAGAAUCAUGGUAUUACAUGAGGAGACUGAAACCGAUCUGCAUUUGACCUAAAUAAAACGCGCAGAGUAAUACACAGUGAGUUCAGUAUAAUUUUUAUUCUAUAUGCUAGAAAGAAUACUCUGUUUAUCUAUAAUAUACAUUUUUUUCGGUAUACGUACUAACGAUGCUUUAAACUCUCACGAGCAAUAUAUUAUUUUUUAUCAUAUGAUUAUGUAUGUAUGUACAUAUACAUACACAAAGUACCAAAUAACAU
Molecule: messenger RNA, 4715 nt
Organism: Wasmannia auropunctata (little fire ant)
Lineage: Eukaryota; Metazoa; Arthropoda; Insecta; Hymenoptera; Formicidae
Product: contactin
Exons: 8
Coding region: 478-4167 (1229 amino acids)
Biological process (GO): cell-cell adhesion
Molecular function (GO): protein binding
Source: RefSeq, a predicted model, not a curated record